Molecule: messenger RNA, 1170 nt
Organism: Cladophialophora bantiana CBS 173.52
Lineage: Eukaryota; Fungi; Ascomycota; Eurotiomycetes; Chaetothyriales; Herpotrichiellaceae
Exons: 3
Coding region: 1-1170 (389 amino acids)
Biological process (GO): regulation of DNA-templated transcription
Molecular function (GO): DNA-binding transcription factor activity, RNA polymerase II-specific; zinc ion binding
Source: RefSeq, a predicted model, not a curated record
AUGCCUGGUUUGAUCCAGAGUGGUAACUCAUCGCCCAAUGUUCGCGACAUGGUGGCAGAAGGACCUCCUUCGUCGCCUGCCGAUAAGAAGAGAAACAAACUGGGAUAUCAUCGCACUGCAGUCGCAUGUGUCCAUUGUCGACGGCGCAAGAUCCGCUGCAUCACUGAGCUCAAUGAUCCAGCAGGUCGAUGCCAAAAUUGCAUUCGCAUGAAAAAGGACUGCGUUUUCACACCAAUUGACCCACAGAAUCCUCCGACCGCAAAAAGGCCACGCUCAGGGGUAAAAGCAGCGGACGGCCUAGUCAACGAGGCAGAGGCCUCGGUCUCUUCGUCCUCUCCAGGUGGCAUUCUCAGGAGCAGCUCCAUGGAACAAAUGAACUUUGAGAAGGAUCCUUUAGACACUCCUCCGUUGCCCAACGAAAGUCCCGGGUUCCCUGGUUUACACCAAGGCUCCAGAUCUGUGUCUGUCCAUGGCUUCGACUUCACGCAUGGUUACGAUCCUAAUCAACUCCGGCGUCAACACCAACAACAACAAAUAUUCGUUCCGUCUCCAUACUCACCGCGGAUCUACGACGUAGAUUCGAUGAAUCCUCAGUUCUAUCAGCACCAGCAACACCUCUUUGGACACUCGGUACCCACACCAUAUUCGUCUGCGUUUGCGCCGGGUUCGCUACCUUCCACGAUGACAACGGUGUCCCAAGAACAAACCUAUCCGUACCAGACGUCGGCUUCAAAUGGCGCCUAUAACUGGGCACAUCAUCCCACGAGAUCAAUGUCAUCUGACCAAACGGACGAACUGUCAUCUGGCUUCCCGACUCCCUACCGAACAAAUACGUACCCUUCCUUUGAAAGGGGGAUAACAGGCCAGAUACAGCAACUACCUCCGACCAGUUCGGGCCUUGUGCCAGUGGGUAUAGAAAGUCAGCACACUUCAAUGCAUCCAAAUUUCCGAGAACGCACCUCAUAUCAAACCAUGCAGGCCGAUGGGCAAUGGACUGCUGGACACCCUGGUCCAGUGCAGCAAAUGCCUGGCUCUGUCGAGAGCCCCUAUUCUCAGGGCUGGUACCAGCCGCAUCCGGGGUUGGCAAACAUGCGACAAGGGGAAGAGCAACCUCAUAUACUGCCGUCGCAGAAGCAUAAUCCACGAGAGAGUCAGCAUAAGCCCGGUUGA